Messenger RNA from Spea bombifrons (plains spadefoot toad), 1196 nucleotides. RefSeq names its product translocase of inner mitochondrial membrane domain containing 1 (gene TIMMDC1). The transcript is spliced from 8 exons. Bases 128 to 913 code for a protein of 261 amino acids. Lineage: Eukaryota; Metazoa; Chordata; Amphibia; Anura; Pelobatidae. Gene Ontology annotation, cellular component: mitochondrion. The record is from RefSeq and is a predicted model, not a curated record.
CAAGAAUUGAACAAAGAUGGCGGCGCCCAGAGUGGUAUGACCCGAGAGCGGCAGAAUGAGACCGGUCGAGAUGGAGAAGGAGACGGAAUGGGACAGUCCGAGGGCGGUUGCCGUGUGAACCUUGCUGAUGCCCCCGGCGAUGUCUGAGGACGGCUCUGCCCCGGCCCUCGGCGGCCCUCCUGCCCUCCCCGAGUGCAUCAAAGAUCCUGAGAUCCCCAAAACUGGAUGGGAGCGAAUCCGAGAGCUUUUCCAGCCCAACGAGCAGGGCUCGUACCCCGAGGAGGUGCAGAACGUGGCGAAGGGGGCGCUGACGGGGCUGAUGCUCGGCUGGGUUUAUGGGGGGAUCCCGGCUGCCAGACUCAGCAAAGAGCGAUUCAUCCAGCAGAGCCAGGCGGACGUUUAUUGCCACCGAGUGGAGGCCGUGCGCGCGGCGCACAACGCUGCCCUGCGGGGCUUUAUCCGCUACGGCUGGCGCUGGGGCUGGAGAGUAGCCGCUUUUGCCACCAUCUUUAACUCUGUCAGUACCGGCCUGUCUGUGUACCGGGAUGAGGUCGUCCUCAGUCAUUAUGCAGCGGCUGGAGGUGUCACCGGAGGACUUUUCCGGAUACAUCUUGGUCUCCGAGGACUGCUGGGAGGCUCGUUAAUCGGAGCGUUACUCGGGGUCCCGGCUGGCGCUCUCAUCUCUGGGCUGCAGGCGCUUUCCGGUGAGAACGUGCGGGAAAAGAAGCAGAGAGAGCGUCGGCAUCUCUAUCAUCACAAGCUGGAGGAGUGGGACGCCCGGCUGCAGAUCACCGACGAAGUGUUGCAGGAGAUGGGAGCGGCUGGGAUCGAAUCGGCUGAGACCCACGUGGAGAAGAUUGACGAAUUGCUGCAGCUUCCGCGGAACCCGGAGUCUGAGGCGGAGGAGGGGUGACCGGCGCGGAGGAGGGGUGACCGGCGCGGAGCGUCUGCUCCCCAGAGACACGCAACUAUAUGCUAUAAACUGUGGCCCCCGUUCCGCAUGAACCACGCGAUGUGAACACUGCCCUAGACUGUAUGCCGGCAUGGCGGCCGGGCUCUCGGUACCUGCGGUCACCGCGUGCAGCUCCACCAAUAGCGUUCCGGAGCCGCGGAGCGGCGGAUCUGUGUGUAGAAAGUGCCGUCCGGCACCGCCGAGCCAUCACUAAUAAAAGGAUUAUCAUCAUGUGGUAAAUUAA